Molecule: messenger RNA, 1257 nt
Organism: Naegleria gruberi
Lineage: Eukaryota; Heterolobosea; Eutetramitea; Acrasida; Naegleriidae
Exons: 1
Coding region: 1-1257 (418 amino acids)
Biological process (GO): double-strand break repair
Cellular component (GO): PML body; cytoplasm
Molecular function (GO): single-stranded DNA binding; 5'-tyrosyl-DNA phosphodiesterase activity
Source: RefSeq, a predicted model, not a curated record
AUGAUCAAUUCAUCAUCAUCAAAUGUUCCACCUCCUCCACCACUGCAACAACAACCAUUAGUAGUAAAUAAUACUAGUACUAAUACCACUAAUAAUAAUAAUAAUACUUUUAUAAAUAAUUUUAUAUCAAAUAUAAAUGGUAAUGAAUUAAAUUCAAUUAAAUCAAAAUUAAAAAAACCAACCAAUCAACAUGUAGUUGAUUUUAAAGAAAGAUAUGAACAAGCCUUAAGAAAUGAACAAGAUGAAAAAUCAAAAUUAUUUAAUAGAAAAUUUAUUUAUUGUAAUAAUAACAAUUCAUGGAUUAGAAUUGAAAAUAAUUUAAAUAAUUUAAAUAAUAAUGAAAAUAUAAUUAAAAAUAUAUAUAAUGAAAUGAUUGAAUUUCCUAAAGAAUUAAAAAUAAUAACAUUAAAUACAUGGUUUGCAAAUAUAUUACAAGAUCAAAGAUAUACAGAACAAUUAAAUGUAUUUAAAAAUUUAAAUGUAGAUAUUAUAUGUUUACAAGAAGUAAUACCUUUAUAUGUAAUUGAUUUUAUUACUAAAAAUGAUUUUAUUAAAAAUAAUUAUAUUAUAUCUGAUAUAGAUGGUAAUUCUAUUGAUCCAUAUGGUGUUAUGAUUUUAAUUAAAAAAAAUUUACCUAUUUUAGAUAUUAAAAUUAAUAAAUUAACAACUAGAAUGGGUAGAUGUUUAAUUAAUUGUACUUUUGCUAAAAAUAUACCAAAUUUAGAUAUUUAUUUAAAAUAUUUAAAUUCUAUUAAUAAUAAUGAUAUUAAUAGUAAUAUUGAAGAAUUAGAAAAAUUAAUACCAACCUAUGCUAUAAUUGGAACAGUACAUUUAGAAUCAUUAUCAUCUAAAGAAAGAAGACAUGUACAAUUAAAUGAAAUUUAUUCUAUUUAUAAUCAAUAUCCAAAUACAGAAAUUAAAAUGUUAAUGGGUGAUUUUAAUUUUGAUUCAUCUUCAAUUGAAAAUGAUCAAUUAUUAACAGGUAAUUAUAAAGAUUAUAAAGAUAUUUGGUAUUAUUUAUAUCCAAAUAUAGAAGGUAAAACAUUUUUAUAUCAAAAUAAUAGAAAAGGUCAAAGAUUAGAUAGAAUUUUAUUAAAUUCUAAAAAUUAUAUUCCAAAAGAAAUUAAAAUUAUUGGAAAUGAAAAAUUAAUUUUAAAUGAACAAGAUCAAUUAAAAUUAAAACAAUCUUUUAGUUUGGAUUAUACAUGUAUGAGUGAUCAUUUUGGUUUAUAUUCUGAAAUUUAUAAUAUUGAAUGA